CUCUAUGUCAUGCAGCGCGUGCUCCUCCCGGUUGAGGCAGUUGAGGCUCGUCAUUCUGGUUGAGUACGUCAUUUUGCCUUCACAUUGCGCGCAGCCACUUGACGGCCGUUUCUUAACGGCGACGCAGAGCAGUACAGAACUCUCAGUACAGCCAUGUUGUAAAGGUUCCUGCGCACCUUUGGCUUCCAGGAAUAUGGCGAUCGCUUCCUCUCUGCUAUCGGCGGCAUGAUAGUGGUGGUUUCGGAGGCCGAUAAGCGAAGCGCGGUACGACGUCAUACUCGCUGGGUGCCCGACUCUCGACUCGCCCGCUACGUGUGAAGACUCCCGAACGCCCAAGAUGACAUCACUGAAGGAGAGCCUGCUGUAUGCCUUGUGGCGGGUGUGCGGUCUUGUCACCUUCCACCGAGACAUGAUCAAUGCCAGGUAUCAAAACACGGAGCCAGCCGUUCUCAUUGUCACCACAGCCUUGGUCACUUAUGUGGGGCAGCGCGCACUGCGUCGGCUCGUUUAUGGGGAAGGAUUUGUGCCCAAUGUUCGGCGCGGUCUGCUGGCCAGCCUGCGGAACCUGCCUAUCGUUCGCGACUACGUUCACGAGCAGAUGGAUAAGAUUGCGGUGGACGUGGAGCGGUCGCUGAACAAGUGCUAUGCCCACUGCAACUUCAUCCUUGAGCUGCCCGACAAAGGAUGGACGCCGGAGACUAUACUUGAGCGGAUGGCAGAGAAUGACUCGCUCUCUCACGUCGAGUGGAAGAAGGGGGUGGUGUCUGGUGCCAUCUAUACAGAGCACGACCCGAAGUUAGAGGGCUUGAUGGUUUCAGUCUACGAGCGGCACCUUCGUUCGAACCCACUGCAUUCCGACGUGUUUGUUGGCGUGCGCAAGAUGGAAUCGGAAGUGAUACGCUGGUGCUGCAACCUCUUCCAUGGAGGGCCCGAUAGCUGUGGAUCGAUGACGUCUGGGGGCACCGAGAGCCUGAUUUUGGCCUGCAAGGCUCACAGAGACUAUGGCUACUUCGAAAAAGGCAUUGUUUACCCUGAGAUGGUUAUUCCUGCAACAGCGCAUGCUGGCUUUGACAAGGCAGGUGAAUAUCUGCGGAUCAAGGUCAUUCAUGUGCCAGUCGACGUGAAGACGAUGAAGGUUGACGUGCGGAAGAUGCGGGCUGCUAUCACUGGGAACACCAUCAUGCUCGUGGGAUCCUCUCCUCAGUUCCCGCAUGGUUCCAUCGAUCCCAUCCCGGAAAUUGCAGAGCUGGGGCUCAAGUAUGGAAUUCCUGUUCAUGUGGAUGCUUGCCUGGGAGGCUUCCUGGUGCCCUUCAUGGAUGAUGCUGGAUUCCCGCUGCCACCUUUCGACUUCCGUCUAGAGGGUGUCACCAGCAUAUCAGCAGACACACACAAGUAUGGUUACACUCCCAAGGGCUCAUCUAUGGUCAUGUACCGGAGCCAGAAGUACCACCACUACCAAUUCUCGGUAGCCACCGACUGGCCUGGUGGCGUCUAUGCAACGCCAACACUGUCUGGCAGUCGUGCAGGAUCAGUGGCGGCGUGCACUUGGGCUUCCCUGCUCUACUAUGGCCGAGAAGGUUACGUUGAGGCCACUCGCAAGAUCAUCACAACCACGCGCAAGAUUGUCGAUGAGCUGCGUACUGUGCCUGGCAUCCAGGUGCUCGGCUCACCCGAUGUGAGUGUGGUGGCCGUUGGCUCGGAGGAGUUUGACGUCUUCCAAUUGAUGGACAAGCUGACAAGUCGCGGUUGGAACCUGAACCCACUGCAGUACCCGUCGGGUUUCCACUUGUGUGUCACGUUGCUGCAUGUAGCUGAGAAUGUGGCGGACCGGUUCGUCGGUGACAUUCGCAAGUGCACAGCCGAGAUCAUGCAAUCACCUCGCUUGCCAAGCACUGGAAAGGCUGCAAUCUACGGCAUGGCUCAAAGCAUUCCUGAUCGCUCUGUGAUCGAAGAACUGGCACAUGCCUACAUUGAUGCCUGUUAUAGCACGCGUUACCUCCCUCCGAGUUAACUAUGUGUCAUGUUAGUUUUUAUCUGCAGUAGCUAGUGAGCAGCCCUUAUGAUCGCACUAGUGUAAAUAGGAGAUGCGCUUUCCCAUUACGUGUGACACUUGAGGCUGCAGGGCCUCUCCAAAGCGUUGUAGCUAUUGAUGUAAAUGUAGGACGUAAAAGAAUGCUUGCUUUUUUGCGCUCAGAAACAUUUUGCAUGCGUUAUGACCAAAUUGUACUUAACUUUUUGGGUAAUUUUUUGUGAAUGUAGAGUAUUUGAGCAUAAUG
Molecule: messenger RNA, 2276 nt
Organism: Rhipicephalus sanguineus (brown dog tick)
Lineage: Eukaryota; Metazoa; Arthropoda; Arachnida; Ixodida; Ixodidae
Gene: Sply
Product: sphingosine-1-phosphate lyase
Exons: 13
Coding region: 338-2011 (557 amino acids)
Biological process (GO): sphingolipid catabolic process; carboxylic acid metabolic process
Cellular component (GO): endoplasmic reticulum
Molecular function (GO): pyridoxal phosphate binding; sphinganine-1-phosphate aldolase activity
Source: RefSeq, a predicted model, not a curated record